AUGAUGCUUUUCUUUCAAGUCAAUAAAAAAGCUGCAAAAUCAUUGGCCGAUCCGCAAGAGUGUCCUAAUUUGUUUGAGGACUGGCAGGUUUCUCUUGCCCUUGAGUUUAAAGAUGCAGAAAAUAGGGGCAUUUAUCCUCCUGUUGAUACAUACUGCGGAAAGAAAGCUAAUUUGGUGGUUGGAAAUGUGUUGCCUCUCAGAUCGAUCCCGGAGGGAGCCGUUGUCUGUAACGUCAAGCAUCAUGUUGGGGACCGUGGAACCCUCGCUAGGGCGUCUGGUGAUUACGCUGUUGUUAUCAACCACAACCCUGACAACGAUACCUCCAGGACAGUUGCAAUUUCAAGUAUGUUUUCAAUCUCUGCUUCAAGAGAUUUGGCAGGAAUUGGAACGGCAAUGAAAAAAAGGGGGAAAACAUUGGUCAUAAUUGUAAUUUCCAAUUCUUUACGCUGGGAAUAG
Messenger RNA from Malus domestica (apple), 456 nucleotides. Lineage: Eukaryota; Viridiplantae; Streptophyta; Magnoliopsida; Rosales; Rosaceae. The record is from RefSeq and is a predicted model, not a curated record.